AUGGACCAGCUUCGGGGAUUCAUUCAAUCAGAUGCUAAAGGAAUAUUGAAAAAGAUAAAAUUGUACUUAAAGAAACUGGUGCCACGUUUGGAUGACAGAAGGAAUUAUCAUCAGGAGUUUGCCUCAUCCACUUCAUUUCACGGGGUGCAUAAUAUUGUUCAAACUCAGAGCAAGACUCGCAAAGUGCUGUGGCUGUUUGUAGUCAUGGGCUGUUUUGCCAUUGUUAUAUGGCAAAUCUGCAGUCGCUUCAUCUACUACUUCACCUGGCCAACCACAACUACAGUGGUAGUUCAGUAUGUGGAAAAUGUCCAAUUCCCUGCUGUGACUUUCUGCAACUUGAACAGGUUCCAAGCUCAUGCAGUAAGCAACCUCAAGAUAAUAUUUUUAAUUUGGAACAUUGUGUCUGGAGUACUCCACAAUUUUUCUAUGGAAAAUAAAUAUUCUCAAGAGUUCAAUGAUUUUCUUCUUGGGAACCAGAACUUCAGUAUCAAAGAGUUUACAAAAAAAAAUGGGUUUUAUCUGAACAGCAGCACAUUGCUAGAAUGCGACUUUUUUGGAAAGCCAUGUUACCCGCAGGAUUUUGAACACAUUUUCACUGAAUAUGGAAACUGCUUUACUUUCAAUCACAAUGAUCUUGCAGCAAGAGUGAGUUUGUCUGGAAGAGGCUUACAUUUGCUUUUUGAUGUCCAACAGGAACAAUUCACCGAUGAACCUUCUCUUGGUUUUACUGAUGCUGGUGUAACUUUUGAUAUCCAUUCACCCAGAGAGCUUCCACACUUUGAUGGUUUAGGUUUACUAACACCAGUUGGAAUGCAUGCACAGGUUGCAGUCCGCCAGCUGAAGUCAAUUAUCCAAGAAUACCCAUGGGGACAGUGCAAGCCUGAUAAAAAGCUUCGCUACCACAGGAUUUAUAGUACUAAUGGAUGUUUGCAGGAAUGCAAAGCCCGGUACAUACAGGACUGGUGUGGCUGUUUGCCAUUCAUUCUUCCAGGAAAUGGAACAGAAUGCGAUUUGCUAAAGUAUUACAAUUGUGUUUAUCCAGCAGUCUAUGAUAUAGAGAUGAAAGGAUUAUGUACAGUAGGAACCCACAAUUCCACUUGCCCUGCCCCAUGUGAAGAAACAGAUUAUCCUACUACUGUCACCUAUUCAAGCUUUGGAGGAGAAAAUGCUAUAAAAUACUAUUCUGCAAAACUGAAGAAAACCCCAGAAUACAUCAGGCAGAACCUUGUGAGUAUUGACAUUAAAUAUAGUGAUCUGAGCUACAAAAUAACUCAGCAGCAGAAGGCCUUGACUAUAUCUGAGUUGCUUGCUGAUGUAGGUGGCCAGCUUGGAUUGUUCUGUGGUGCCAGUAUGAUUACAAUCAUAGAACUGCUCGAGUACAUUUUUACUAACUUCUGCUGGAUGUGCAUCUUUCUUCUACUGAAAGCUCCUGAAAUGCCUCAAUGGAACAAUCCAUCCCACAACCACCCAACACACAAGGAAAAGAAAGGAAUACAAGAAUGUUAG
Molecule: messenger RNA, 1506 nt
Organism: Melopsittacus undulatus (budgerigar)
Lineage: Eukaryota; Metazoa; Chordata; Aves; Psittaciformes; Psittaculidae
Gene: ASIC5
Product: acid sensing ion channel subunit family member 5
Exons: 10
Coding region: 1-1506 (501 amino acids)
Biological process (GO): sodium ion transmembrane transport
Cellular component (GO): plasma membrane
Molecular function (GO): ligand-gated sodium channel activity
Source: RefSeq, a predicted model, not a curated record